Molecule: messenger RNA, 780 nt
Organism: Monascus purpureus
Lineage: Eukaryota; Fungi; Ascomycota; Eurotiomycetes; Eurotiales; Aspergillaceae
Source: the annotation of a GenBank genome assembly
AUGGUUUCCUUCACCAAGCUCGUCACGGCCGCUCUUCUGAGCACCUCGACCUUCGCAGCUCCCCUCAACAUCUUCCAGAAACGCUCUGGCAGCAAGCGUGGCGCUGCAUACAAAGAGGCAUCCCUCGUCUCUGCUCUGACCAACGGUGGUGCUGUCUCUUGGGCAUACAACUGGAACUCAAGCCCAGACGGCGAUCUCCCUCCGGGCGUCUCUUUUAUCCCUAUGCUCUGGGGUCAAAAGUCCCUCGACGGCUGGUCAUCGGCUGUCCAGAGUGCACUCUCGUCCGGCAGCAAGUACAUUCUCGGCUUCAACGAACCGGACCUGCCCUCUCAGGCUAACAUGGCCGUUUCGGAUGCGGCCUCUCUCUACCGGGAGAACAUCACCCCUUACGCCGACCAGGCGACUCUCAUGACCCCAGCCGUGACCAACGGAAACGCACAGAACCAGGGACUAAACUGGAUGUCAUCUUUCCUUGAAUCCUGCAGUGAUUGCAAGGCCAGUGUGAUGGCUAUUCACUGGUACGGAACCGAUGCGGACGACUUCAAGAAUCACGUCACGAGCGCAGUCACUCUCGCCCAGCAGCAUGGAAUCCAAGAGGUAUGGAUCACGGAAUUCGGCGUCAACGAUAUCUCCCAGGCUGCUUCUUUCCUUCUCCAGGUUCUGCCCUGGCUCGACUCCCAGGAGGGAGUUGGUGGUUAUGCCUAUUUCUACUGCGCUAGCGGAUAUCUCCUUGACGGUACCGGUCUCAGUGCUAGCGGCCAGGUCUAUGCUUCCAGCUAA